Messenger RNA from Klebsormidium nitens, 1073 nucleotides. The record is from the annotation of a GenBank genome assembly. NCBI's taxonomy places the organism in Eukaryota, Viridiplantae, Streptophyta, Klebsormidiophyceae, Klebsormidiales, Klebsormidiaceae.
GCUUUAUCUCCCGGACACAUAUAGCUCGUCCAAAAGCAAAGUGAAAGCUUCUGACCCCUCAGCAGAGUGAUACAGGCCUGUGCAGGCCCCUUCAGCCAUUACGCGCGCUUUCAGAGCUUCCGCAAGCGAUGCAAUAAUGGUGCUGUUUGUUGACCGCAGGACCGCAUACGUCCUCGCUUGCCCGCUUGCUAUUUGGUACCAUUUGGUUGUUGGGGUCUGAGGUGGUAAAUGCCACUGUCCGUAAGUCUCUGCCAGUGCCAGCCACUAGCAAUCUAACUUGGCACAAUGGAAGCCCCUGCAAAGCUUCAAAACUGUUACUGGAUUUUACGUCACGGUCUGAGCAAGCCAAAUGAGGCAGGCCUGAUUGUGAGCAGUGUGGACAAUGGUGUGAUGCCAGAGCAUGGGCUUGCGGACGCGGGGAAGGAGCAAGCAAAGCAAGCGGGGAGGACGCUCAGAAAUGCUUUGGUGGCAGAGAAGGUUGAUGUGAGGACCCUGAGCAUCUUUGCAUCACCGUUCAGCCGAACACAAGAGACAGCGGCCAUUGCUGCUGCGGAGCUGGCCCAAGAUGGGGAAGGGCCAGAGAGCCCCUCAAUACAGGAAGCUAUUGAGUUGCGGGAGAGGUACUUUGGCCCAGACUUUGAACUGAGGUCGCAUGAAAAGUAUCCAGAGAUCUGGGCUAUGGAUGCCAAGGACCCCAGCGUGGGGCCCACCGGUGGGGAGAGCGUCUUGGAUGUGGCAGCCAGGCUGCAGGCCCUCGUAAGAAAGGUCGAAUCUCAAACAAGCGGGAGACACGUGCUGUUCGUUAGCCACGGGGAUACUCUGCAGAUUCUCCAGGCUCUCUUGUCAGGAGCUUUCUUGUCGCAAAGCUUGUUAGCUGGUUCUGUUGAAACAGUUGUGUUGAAAGCUCUAUCAACUCAUAGAACAUUUGCGCUUGGCACUGGUGAGCUGCGUAGGUUAGCGAUCGCCCCGAACGAAUCAGAUGCAUAGUUUGACCACAAGGUGUUUCCUACUCUGAUAAACGUGUUCGUCAUCUGGUACCGAAUCCCACAGCUUGAGUGUUAUAAAUUCGGAUC